GGAAGCAGCUCUGUCUCUGUCUCUGCCCUUUGAAAUAUAAGGGUAUUCCUUUUCUCUCUUCAGCCCCCACCCAGUGAAGGCCCGGCUUGGGACAUUCUUCACUUCCCUUCGCUUCCCCUCUGGGAGCUCCUUUCGCCGUCCCUGCACCUUGCUUCGGGCAAUGCCCGAGAGGGAGCUCUGGCCAGCAGGGCCUGGCUCGGAACCUGUGACCCGUGUCAGCAGCUGCGACAGCAUGAUGAGCAUCACCUCCACCCGCUCUGGAUCUAGUGACAGCAGCUACGACUUCCUGUCUGCUGAAGAGAAGGAGUGUCUGCUCUUCCUGGAGGAGACCAUAGGCUCAUUGGACACUGAGGCUGACAGUGGACUGUUCACUGACGAGUCUGAGCAAGGUACAGCUCCUCGAGGUCCCCGAGCACUGUCCAUAACCCAGGCUGCUCCCCAGGGACAUUCAGAGGAGACGACCAUUCAGCAAGGACCACAGCCAAGGAGAGUAACUCAGUCCGGCUCACCCUAUCCACCUGAGCCGCGAGGCCUGGGCCUCAGGUCUGGCUCCUACAGCCUCCCCAGAAAUAUCCACAUUGGCAGGAACCAGAACCUCAGGAGAAGAACCACCCAGACUAAUAGCCACAUCCCAGGGGAAUCUGAGGGACUUGUCCCAGAGCCUGAGAAAGAGCAGGUCAGCCGAAGCAGUGAGCCUCGCCGGGCUCUGGCCGGCCCCCGGGAGGCUGCCGUUGAUCUGGACCCAGCGCUCAUCCCCCCACCGGAGGCUUUCCGGGACACCCAGCCCAAGCAGUGUGGGGACGACAGCUUGCCCAAAGGGCCAGGGGAGCAGAGCCACACGCCCCAGCUCCACACGUCACUCAGCCCCCAGGAGAGAAAGGAGACUUCUUCAGAGGCCAUGUCCCAAAAAGCCAAUGAGAAAGGCUCAAUGAUGGGACCAGGACAACCUCAGCCUCCUCCUGCUAAGUUGUCUCAGAAUAUGAGAGUUGAAAAUGCUCCCAUCCCAUCAGGAGGGGAUCCAAAUGCCCAACUGGCUCCCCUCACAGCCCCUAAGCCCCGGAAGCUGCCACCUAAUAUUGUUCUGAAGAGCAGCCGAAGCAGUUUCCACAGUGAUCCCCAGAACUGGCUGUCCCGCCACUCUGAGGCUGCCCCUGGAGAGUCCAACCUGGUCUCCUCUUCACUGCAGGAGCAGAGGAAAGCCCGCAGAGAGGCGCUGGAAAAGCUGGGGCUACCCCAGGACCAAGAUGAGCCCAGCCCGCACUUAAGUAAGCCCACCAGCUCCAUCAGACCCAAGGAGACUCGCGCGCUGCCCCCUGUCCCAGCUCCAGUUCCAGCUCAGGUCUCUGCAGCUGUGCUGGCUGCAGGAAAGGCUCCAGCUCCUGCUCCAACUCAAGGACUUUCUCCAGUGAAGGCUCCAGCUCCAGCUCCGGCUCUAGCUCAGGGAUCUUCUUCAGGCAAGGUUUUGAUUCCUGCCCAGGAACCCACUCCAGGGAAGGUUCCAGCUGCCAAAUCCGUGCCAGUUCCUAUCCCUAAGGCCCCAAGGGUAAAUAGUCCCCUAAUUCAGCCAAAGCCAGACUCAGGGCUGACUCUCCAGGAAAGCAACAUCCCUGGCCUGAGACAGAUGAACUUCAAGUCCAACACUCUGGAGCGUUCAGGCGUGGGGCUGAGCAGUUACCUCUCGGCCAACAAAGAUCCCAGCCCCCAAACUAGCACCUCUCUGGGAAAAGGCUCCUUCCUGGACAAGAUCUCGCCCAAUGUCUUACGUAAUUCCCGGCCCCGCCCUGCCUCCUUGGGCACGGGGAAGGACUUUGCAGUUAUCCAGGUGGGAAAGUUGGCCGACCUGGAGCAGAAGCAGAGCUCCAAAGGCCUGUCCUACCAAGGACAGAGCCGUGACAAGCUGCCUCGACCCCCCUGUGUCAGUGUCAAGAUCUCCCCAAAAGGCAUCGCUGAUGAACAUAGAAGGGAGGCUCUGAAGAAGCUGGGACUGUUGAAGGAGUAGGCACUGGCUCCAGCACCACCAUCGCCACCUCCUCUGCCCCCCUCACACAAGAAGAGACUCAGGGCUCCACUCGGGAGCCUUUCCCACCUCACAACUCAGGGCUUGGGUAGGGGUAGGCUUUUCUCCGAUGCUCUCUUCUCUCUGAGGUGAAGGGGAGGGAGAGAUUUGAGUCCAAGCAUACAUUUAUAUUUAGAGUGGUUGUGCCAGUGAGUGCCUGCAUGAAUCAUCCUGAAGAUGAUUUCCACAAGAGGGUGUGUGUGUGUGUGUGUGUGUGUGUGUGUGUGUGUACUAUAGGCUGUAUCUGUCACCAAAGCUAUUUAUAUGACACAAGGAGUCAUUGCUCAGAGUUCUGCUCUUGUUGGAGAUUUUCUUACAUUGUGCCGAGUUCAGCCUUGCCGAAACUGAGUGGAGAGCAGUGACUAAGCCUGAGAGAAAAGGUCAAAUGAGACAAUGGGUGUGUCGGAGACAUUAGGCAAAUGCAGAAUCACAUGAAAUGUGGGUCUCCCAGGACACCUGCAAUGGAUGGAGACUGGCCCAUAGUGGAUCUCUCUCUCAGUUCUGGCCUUGUGGACAGGGCCUGGGGCCAAGAGGAGUUGGUUUGUUAUCUCUCCCCCACUGUCUUCUCACUGUCCCCAGUCCCAAGGAUAGGACACUUUCCUAUAACUAAAACUCUAGGUUGACUGAGAGCAGAAGAGCUCUUGUUGGUCUGAGAAGGCGGGAUAAGGGACCAAACGGCACACCUCCACUGGGGAGGGUCCUUGUCCGUGGGCUUGAUAAAUUCAAUAAUACACCGUGUGGUGGUCCCUGACUCUUAUAUUCCUGUUCUUCCGGCUCCCUAUCUCAGUCUGCACAGGACUGACCCCAGGGCUGGGCCAACGCUGAGAUGGGAGGCCAAACCUGAGGCUUUAUAAAUACCAAAGGACUGUUUCAGGCCAUGUCCACACUACUGCAAGUUUUUUUAAUUUCCUCAAUGCCUAUGAGACAUCAACAUAAUGCAUUCUCUGCUAGUUAUUCAUAGAAUAUCAGAGUUGGGAGGGACCUUAGAGACGCUCCUAUCCAACCCUAUCCGACUGGGGAUGGGAAGUGACUCGUUGUGGUCACUCUGCUGUAUAGUAACAAAGCUGGGGCUCCUGGUUCCCAUUCUGUGCUGCACACUGCCUCCCCUCAAGCCACACUUUUGCAUGUCCACACAGCACCCUAAGGAUCAUAGUCACUAUCAAAGGCUCAGCCUUAAGGCCCUUCGAGAUCCUAAAGUGUCUUCUGAAAUAUCAGAGAUUAAAUGUUGUUCAGGAUCAUGUUUAGUGUUGUGGUUUUUUUAAUUUUAUCUUUGAAAAGUAGUAAUAUAGUAACUCAUUAUUAACCCCAAAUUCCCUGAUCAAGUUAUGCAACUUGAGAAAAUGCCAGAAGAGGGUAAUAUAGGUAGGUGGUGUGGGCUUGUGAGUACAAGCUUGGAGAUCAGACAUGGCUAUACAUGACCCCUGCGUCCCCUUAGGAAAUAAAUGUGAUUCAUGCCUGUGACCUGGUUGGAGUCCAAGAUCCCCAGAUGUGAGGGGCAGAUAAAAGGAACCAUUGUUGGCAAGGUGCCCUUUAGGUCUGCUGAGCAUUUCUGGGCUGUGGUCUUAGGGACCCAGCACCGUCAAAGCUCAGUCUUUCAGAAAAUGAUGAGAUGGUUAAGGUAAGGACAACAAAUGGCUCCACCCUGAUAUGGUAUGUGGGGUGUGGGUGUGACAGUUUCUAUGCACACUCUCACACGCACCCCGAAUGCCUGGGGCCUUAUUCCUGGCCCUGGGAGAAGACAUGCUCUGUCACAGCUGACAGGGACUCCUACAAUGGGCCAAGCCACAUCUUAUCACAGACUCCCCAGAAGACGGAAGGCCCCCUCCUGGAGGACUGAUUCGACACACUGUAUUUGGUUGAACUUCAUAUGUAUGUUUCAAGACACAACAUGAGGAACAAUCACUUGAUUUUUUAUUAAUUGCCCUGAUAAAGAAGGAAACUUGGGGCUAGCUGUAGUAAGACUUGGUAGGGGUCUGGGGCCCUGGCAUCAACACAAGGCCGACCAACAUGGCGUAAAUUUCACUUUUCUCUGAGACAAAACAGUUACAUCCAGCCUGCCCUCCUGCUCUGCAUCCUCAUCCUAGUGGCAUGCCCAUUUCUCCAAUUCUCCUAAUUUGAGAGGCUCUCUUCCCUUGUUACUUAAAGAUACCAUGCUUCCCCAUGUCCUCACCCUUCAAAGAGCAUGUUUUUCUCUAAGGAUGGUCUUUGGGAUUCAAGAAUCGGAUAAUAAAUCCAAACCCAGUUAUCCCCAUUUUGAAGAGGGGUAAGGGGACCUAGUGAGGACAUCCCCAUCCUGAACUUUAUCUGUCCUCUCGUAUCCAUAUAGAAUUGCUCUUCAUUCAGCUUAGACUGAUCAGGUGGAAGAUGAGAGUGGGGUCAGGGUUGUUCUCACCCCUUUUUGAAGGAUUUUGGGUGGAAGUUUGUAAAAGCCAUUCAUUUUAUUUUAAAAUGCCAAGUAGCAAUUCUCCCUCCACGUGGCCUUGUAUCUCUGCUUUACCUGCUGCAGUCUCACUGCUGCUGGGAGCAAACCAUGCGCCUGGCCUCUGCUCAGACUAGCACAGUGGGUCUGUGCUCUCAGAUGUGUUGGCAGCUGCUCCUCUGAAUCACCACUCAUGUGCUACCUGGGAGUUCUGCACUCCAACGCGGUGGGGCAGGCCCCCCUGCUAGCCUACGCAGAGGCCAGGGGAUGGGCCCAGGCACCUCUCAGGUGCCUCCUUACAUAGUGGGAAGUGUGGUCCAGCAGAGACCACCUUGUAACCUGGGGGUGGGCAGGUGUGCAAAAGUUGAUGUUUAUUCCAUGGAAGGCAGGGCAAGUGAAAGAACAGAGAGCAGGCCCUUUGUGAUGUUAUGAGUUAGAGCUGGAGGUGAAGAUUUAAGAGCCUACAAUGUGUGUAAGCAUGUGAGAUGAACCACUCCAACCCUUGAUCCAUGAUCGUACAUGUAGGAAGAAAAGGAUCGUACUGUCAGAAUAUGAAGCUGUAGGCUCAUAGAUUAGAGGAGGUGGGGACCAGGGGGAUGAGCAGGAGAAAUCCUGUCCAUCUCAGUCAGAAUCUAGGGAGGAAUGCAGCUAAAAUGCUCCCAAGCUCCUUUCCUUCACGGGAGUAACUAUGGAGCAUAACAGAUCUGGGCUUAGUUCGAACUCGAUCACUUACAAUCAGGGAACCUGGAACUCGAACUUUCUGAACCUCAGAGUUCUCAUCUGUAUAAUGGAGAUAAGACCAUCCUUUCAAGAUCUGGGGAUAAAUGAGUGAUAUAAAUAUGUAAAGCUCAGUGCUUGACACAGUGUAGAUACUCAAUAAAUGAUAGUAUUGUCUUCUGGGUCU
Messenger RNA from Diceros bicornis minor, 5379 nucleotides. It is a transcript of the gene C4H1orf116, whose product is annotated as chromosome 4 C1orf116 homolog. NCBI's taxonomy places the organism in Eukaryota, Metazoa, Chordata, Mammalia, Perissodactyla, Rhinocerotidae. The record is from RefSeq and is a predicted model, not a curated record. The transcript is spliced from 5 exons. Bases 161 to 1999 code for a protein of 612 amino acids.